UUGACUUAUUUUCUGAUACGUGGUGUUAAGAUGCUGGACUUCUUCACCAUCUUCAGUAAAGGGGGGAUAGUGCUGUGGUGUUUUCAGGGUGCCGGGGUCACUGAGUCUUUCACGGGUCCAGUCAACGCUCUGAUUCGCUCGGUGAUCCUUCAGGAGCGAAGUGGGAACAAUUCGUUCACUCACGAAGCCCUGAAUCUAAAAUACAAACUGGAUAAUGAGUUCGAGUUGAUUUUUGUGGUGGGUUUUCAAAAAAUCCUGACGCUGACAUAUGUGGACAAGUUUAUAGAUGAUGUUCAGCUUCACUUCAGGGAUCGUUACAAGAAUGAUCUGGAACAAAAGGGGGCUUUGAAGCUUCUCAACCACAGUUUUGAGUUUCAGGAAGACUUCAUGGUGCUUCUGAGAGAGGCGGAGGCGAGCAGUAAAGCUCGAGGCCACCAUCAAAUACGGUCCUUUAAUGAGUCCAAGAAAUCCCAAAAAACUGUGAAGUCAAUGAUUGAAACGAAGGGCGGGGACAAAGAACAAGGUGGCAAGAAGAGUAAAAAUGCCAAAAAGGAGGCUCCCGCAGCCGAGCCUGCCAAAGGGGACGAGGGGAAGGCCUCGUCCUUGAAGCAGAAGACGGUUGAGAAUGGCAACCAAGGCCUGACUCCUGAGGAGGUCAUUCAAAAGAAGCGAGAGGAAUUCUUCCGCAAGCGCACAGCGGUACCUGCUGAAAAACCCAGCAAGUCCCCAAAGCCUCAAAAGCCAAAGGAGAAACAGAUGCGUGUGUGGAACGAUUCCCCCGGCAACCCCAAGAACCUGGACUACAGCGACAGGAACGGAGGGGGCUCUCCCAACGGCGGCGAGCAGAACGCAGAAGCACUAAUGGACCCGGGAAUGCAGGUCCACUCCAUGAAGGGAGACCUGCAGUCUGUGGAUUACGAUUCCAGCGAGGAGCGGGAUAUGGAGGAAGAAGAGGAGGUGGAGGAGGAGAUUGAGGUCCCCAGCCAAACGAGCAAGGCCAGCUCCAAAAAGGGCGCCGGGUUCGGGGGGAUUUUCGGGAUGCUGAAGGGCCUGGUGGGCUCCAAGAGCCUGUCUCGAGAGGACAUGGAGCCAGUGCUCGAGAAGAUGAGGGACCACCUCAUCGCCAAGAAUGUAGCUGCCGACAUCGCCUCUCAGCUGUGCGACUCCGUGGCCAAAAAGCUGGAAGGCAAAGUCAUGGGCACGUUCACCACUGUGGCCUCAACGGUGAAGCAGGCCCUGCAAGACUCCCUGGUGCAGAUCCUGCAGCCAAAGCGCCGGGUGGAUAUUCUGCGGGACGUCAUGGAGGCGCAGAGCCAGCGCCGGCCCUUCGUCAUCACGUUCUGCGGCGUCAACGGCGUCGGAAAAUCCACCAACCUGGCAAAAAUCUCCUUCUGGCUGAUAGAGAACGGCUUCACCGUGCUGAUCGCCGCCUGCGACACGUUCCGGGCCGGCGCCGUGGAGCAGCUGCGCACCCACCAGCGCCGCCUCAACUCUCUGCGCCCCCCGGGGAAGGAGGGGGGGCGGCCCGCCGUGCAUCUGUACGAGAAGGGCUACGGGAAGGACGCGGCCGGGAUCGCAAUGGAGGCCAUAGCCUACGCCCGCAACCAGAGCUUCGACGUGGUGCUGGUGGACACGGCCGGGCGGAUGCAGGACAACGCGCCCCUGAUGACGGCCCUGGCUAAACUCAUCGCGGUCAACAUGCCCGACCUGGUGCUGUUUGUCGGAGAGGCUCUGGUGGGCAACGAGGCCGUCGACCAGCUGGUUAAAUUUAAUCGGGCCCUGGCUGACCACUCCAUGUCCGACAAGCCGCGCCUCAUCGACGGGAUAGUUCUCACCAAGUUCGACACUAUAGAUGACAAGGUCGGCGCUGCCAUAUCCAUGACUUACAUCACAGGCCAGCCAAUCGUGUUCGUGGGCACUGGGCAGACCUACAACGACCUGCGCAGCCUCAACGCCCGCGCUGUGGUCGGCGCCCUGAUGAAGGCCUAA
Molecule: messenger RNA, 1989 nt
Organism: Menidia menidia (Atlantic silverside)
Lineage: Eukaryota; Metazoa; Chordata; Actinopteri; Atheriniformes; Atherinopsidae
Source: the annotation of a GenBank genome assembly